UUGGUUUGAAAACAUUUUUUGUUCGCUUAGGCUUUCUCGUAGCUGUUUGCUUAUAGCUCCUUUUUUUUCCCCUCGAGAAGAUGGCCUUUCUAAUGAAAAGUAUGUUGAGCAACCAGGUAAAGAAUUUGGGACUUGGAGGUGGAGGGGAAGAAAGCAAAGAAGAAAGCACUCCUUCUGAUCCAGCAGCAGCUGCAGGAAUGACCAGAGAGGAGUAUGAGGAAUAUCAAAAGCAAAUGGUUGAGGAGAAGAUGGAAAGAGAUGCGGCGUUUGCACACAAAAAGGCAGAGCGAGCCUGUCUGAGGGUUCAUCUGAGAGAGAAGUACAGACUCCCAAAGAGUGAGCUGGAUGAGAAUCAAAUACAGAUGGCUGGAGAUGAUGUGGGUUUGCCAGAAGACCUUCAGAAGAUGGUGGCAGAAGAUCAAGUGGAGGAAGAGGACAAGGACUCUAUCCUGGGACAGCUGCAAAACCUCCAGAAUAUGGACAUGGAUGCAAUCAAAGAAAAGGCACAAGCCACCUUCACCGAAAUGAAACAGGCAGCCGAGCAGAAAUGUUCUGUGAUGUAGAAGAGCUCUGCCCGGGGGUUGUGAAAUCAGCCUCGUCCCACAGUGCUGCAGAGUGAGGGCA
This is a messenger RNA of Dryobates pubescens (Downy woodpecker), 624 nucleotides long. It is a transcript of the gene CPLX4, whose product is annotated as complexin 4. Gene Ontology annotation, biological process: regulation of neurotransmitter secretion; synaptic vesicle exocytosis; neurotransmitter transport. Gene Ontology annotation, cellular component: SNARE complex; terminal bouton. The record is from RefSeq and is a predicted model, not a curated record. The transcript has 3 exons. NCBI's taxonomy places the organism in Eukaryota, Metazoa, Chordata, Aves, Piciformes, Picidae. Gene Ontology annotation, molecular function: syntaxin binding. The coding region runs from base 81 to 563 and encodes 160 amino acids.